Penicillium cataractarum is the source of this 1725-nucleotide messenger RNA. Its product is annotated as putative isoamyl alcohol oxidase. The coding region runs from base 1 to 1725 and encodes 574 amino acids. NCBI's taxonomy places the organism in Eukaryota, Fungi, Ascomycota, Eurotiomycetes, Eurotiales, Aspergillaceae. The record is from RefSeq and is a predicted model, not a curated record. The transcript has a single exon. Gene Ontology annotation, molecular function: oxidoreductase activity; FAD binding.
AUGGCUUCGUCAUUGAAACUGGCCGGGCUUGCCUCCUUGGCCGUAUUGAGCUGCCCUGUCGCAGGUACAAAAACUCAUGCUCACUCGAACCAUGCUCUAAAGACUUUCAACGAGACGGUUGGCGGACGUGUGCAGCCUCUCCCCCCUUUCUCUCUGCCCUGCUUCUCCAAUUACAAUGGGCAACCAGUGGUUCGCGAUGAUGCAGUCUGUACCGCAAUCCAGGCUAACUACUCGGACCCAUGGCUACGAACAAACUCUCCCAAUGGCUACAUGAACAACCAGGCCGAAAUGUGGGCAUCUGAUCCCAGUGAUCAGUGUCUUCUCGAUGAUAGUGAUCCCGCUGACCCUUUGGCGUACGUGAAUGCCACCUGCCAGCAGGGAAAUGUACCUUCUCAUUAUCUGGAAGUACAGAGCCCAAAGGACGUGAUCGAGGCUUUCCGGUUCUCGAGGCACCACGGCAAGCGGCUCGUCAUCAAGAACAGCGGCCAUGACUAUCUCACUCGCAGCAGUGGGCGUGACUCGCUGUCCUUGUGGAUGCGUAAUCUCCGGUCUAUGCAUUACAACCCGGCCUUCGUUCCCCAUGGUUGCAACGAAGACGCUGACAAGUACAAUGCCAUCACCGUCGGGGCGGGAGUCAACUUCGAUGAAGUCUACGCCUUUGCGCAGCAGUAUAACGUCACGAUUCUCGGCGGGUAUUCACCCACCGUUGGUGUCUCCGGUGGCUGGGUCCAAAAUGGCGGCCACUCAAUUCUCAGUCCCGUAUACGGGCUCGGCGUUGACCGCGUACUCGAGUUCAAGGUCGUUACUCCAGAUGGUGUCUACCGAACUGCCAACGAAUUCCAGAAUGCUGAUCUAUUCUGGGCUCUGCGAGGCGGCGGUGGUGGGACAUUUGGUGUGGUUCUUGAAAGCACCCACCGCGUCGAGCCAGCCGUUCGCUUCGUCUCAGCCAAUAUCAAAUUCCCCAGCACUUCUACCAACAUGCUCCCCUUUAUGGACAUCGUCAUCAACAACACCUUGAAAUGGGCUCGGGAAGGCUGGGGCGGCCACAUUACCGGCAACACCCUCGUCAACAUCUCUCCUCUCCUCUCCGCCGACGAAGCCAAGACCUCCCUGGCAGACGUAAUCGCCUAUGCCGAGGCAAAUGGCGGCUCUGCCAUCAUCGAAGAGUUCACCUCCUGGUACCCAUUCUACGAGAAAUAUGUCACGACCAGCUCCGUUGCCGUCGGUGUCACUCGCUUCCCCGGAAGUCGUUUGAUCCCGCGUUCCGUCUUCGAAACGAUCGAAGGCCGGGCGGAUCUCAUGGCGUUCUUCACCCUCAUCCAGUCCAUCGGUCAGACGCCUUAUAUCCCCGUCGUCGGACCGGUGCUGUAUAAAUACACCGAAGGAUCGACUAGUGCCGCUCCCGCCUGGCGAGAUGCUGUCUGGGAGUUGGGUUCCGGGGCUUCAUGGUCAUGGAACAGUACCCUUCCGACUCGAAUCCAGAAGAUCGGAACCAUCCAGAAUAUGACGGCCGUUAUUGAGGGGAUUACGCCGGGUAGUGGUGCGUACAGUAACGAGGCCAACCCAUUCACUAUUAAUUGGCGAGAAGCAUGGUGGGGUGAUAAUUAUGAGAAGUUGGUGAGAAUUAAGCAUCGGUAUGACCCGCACGGGUUGUUGAGUUGCUGGAAGUGUAUUGGUUGGGAGGAGUCGCAAGCGGCCACUUCGUCAUUUGCUGCACUUCUCUGA